Molecule: messenger RNA, 501 nt
Organism: Manduca sexta (tobacco hornworm)
Lineage: Eukaryota; Metazoa; Arthropoda; Insecta; Lepidoptera; Sphingidae
Gene: Vhl
Product: von Hippel-Lindau-like protein
Exons: 1
Coding region: 1-501 (166 amino acids)
Source: RefSeq, a predicted model, not a curated record
AUGGCUUUCGGAGAUCGUAAUUUACUGUACGAAGAAAACGAAAAAGGCGAGCGUGUUGUUGUGAAAUCUAUAGAUUCAACACGCCGUGCGUACGUAAGAUUUACAAAUUGCACAUCACAACGAAUAAGUGUCGUUUGGAGAGAUUUCCAAGGUCUAAGACGGGACUACAUUCUUUUAAACCCCGGUAAACACUUCGACGUUGACACAUAUAUAACUCACCCUUGGGAAUUUACUGAUUAUAAAACGCAGGAGUCGUAUGUUGUGAACAAUAAGACGGUAUUUCGUGCCCCGCCUAGUAUCGCAAAUGUAAGACAUCGAUUCAACUGGAAUAUAACAGUGCCUCUUAGGACCUUGAGGUACACAACAUUGUUGUCUAUAGCAUCUAUUUUGCGUGAUGAGGACGCUGCUGAUGAGCUCCAGCUGCCGAGAGACCUGGCGACGGACCUACGCGCCCUCACCGCCCAGCUCCUCGGACCACCGGAGACCAAACAAGCUGACUGA